Messenger RNA from Zychaea mexicana, 711 nucleotides. RefSeq lists its product as uncharacterized. The transcript has 3 exons. The record is from RefSeq and is a predicted model, not a curated record. Lineage: Eukaryota; Fungi; Mucoromycota; Mucoromycetes; Mucorales; Lichtheimiaceae. The coding region runs from base 1 to 711 and encodes 236 amino acids.
AUGACCGAACGGAUUUAUCCAGGCACGAUCAACCCACACAGCAACAAGAGCAUUGCGUCUACUAUCUUGGACGGUGGCGAUAGGCCCCGGUCUCGUGUUGCUGCAGGAGACAUGCCGGACCAACCAAUCAUUAAUAACUCGGCCACGGUCCUUGGACGGUGGUGGUCCGUCGCAGUAACGAGAGACGCCACCGCGAACAUUCGAAUUCUGCCAAAAAGAAAUGUGACAAUCUGGAACGAUUGGGACGAAACAUCAAUGCACGCCCAGGUGCCACCCAUUCCAAAGCAAUACAACAGAUCUUCUACUACAACUACUACUACUGCUACUGCUACUUUUACAUUCUUACCUUCUCCUCACCACCGUCAUAAUGAUGAUAGUGGUCCUUCUGCAGGCGCCACUAUUACUUAUUUUAUUGCCACUGCUGCUAGUGGUACUGACGCUGACGUUGAUUUGCACUGUCGUCAUGUCAAUAACAACAGCCAUAAUAUCAUCAAACAUGCGGUGCUCAACGACAACAACAAUCAUCACGGUCGUAAUCACCUUCAUUGUCACACUAGCGGCCAAAUCCACCUCCAUGAUCAUAAUGACGACAAGAACAAAUUAGACGUUUCACCUCGUCCUUCUCUGCCUCCCUCUUCCUAUCAUCAUCAUCAUCAACGAUACCGUCGUACAACCAACCCACCAUUGCAUAGCGACAACGAUGCCCUGUAA